Messenger RNA from Sardina pilchardus (European sardine), 816 nucleotides. Its product is annotated as NEDD4-binding protein 1-like. The coding region runs from base 274 to 816 and encodes 180 amino acids. The transcript is spliced from 5 exons. The record is from RefSeq and is a predicted model, not a curated record. Lineage: Eukaryota; Metazoa; Chordata; Actinopteri; Clupeiformes; Clupeidae.
GUAGCAAGAAGUGAGCCAACAUUAAAACAGCUGUUUUUUUAAGACUGCAUGCCAAGUUGACGGUGUGAAAUUUGGAACUUGCUUUCAUGGAGCUGCACGUAAGAUAACUUUUUGAAAAAAAUCUCAAGUAGCAAGAGGCGAAACAAAGUCAAACAGCUGUGUUUUGAAACUGCAUGCCGAGAUGACAUCUGUGAUAUAUGGCGGCUUGCGUUCACCAGAAGUUGCACAGAGGAAAAUGGCUAUUUAAGGAACUUUUUUGUAUGUUGGUGUAACAUGGCUCACGGAGGGAAUCCAGACGAAGUGCUAUACAAGCCCAACCAAGCGAAAGAACACAGACAUCCACGGUGGCUUAUACUUGACGGCAAAACUCUUGCAUGGAGUCAUGGCCGGGAUCAGAGCCCCUCCUACAAAGGCAUCAUCCUAGCUGUUAAAUACCUCAAACGCCACAGAAAUCCUAUCAUCCUCUGUGUGCCGGAGUGGAUGACAAAACAUGAAGAUGCACACCACUUGGAUGCUCUCCUCCAGGACAAGGUCUUGCUGUUCACUACACCCAGCUGCCCCAACCUCAUUGAAGCCACUGAAAUAAGCUUCAUGGAUGCACUGGCCAAGACAAUCAAUGCCCUCAUUGUCACACAAACAGGCCCAGACACCUGGAGUGAACCACUUGCAAGCAUUCUUCAGUUCACUAUGACCAGUGAUUCCUUCAUGCUGCCAAGGGACCCAAGGGGUAAACAUGGACCAACACUACAGAAGAUGCUUCAAUCGGCCAGAGUUCCAAAUGAGUAUGAAGUUAAAGGAAAGGUAACCCAUGUCUAA